Messenger RNA from Pseudophryne corroboree (corroboree frog), 962 nucleotides. Its product is annotated as beta-1,4-galactosyltransferase 7-like. NCBI's taxonomy places the organism in Eukaryota, Metazoa, Chordata, Amphibia, Anura, Myobatrachidae. Gene Ontology annotation, molecular function: xylosylprotein 4-beta-galactosyltransferase activity. The transcript has a single exon. The record is from RefSeq and is a predicted model, not a curated record. Gene Ontology annotation, cellular component: Golgi apparatus. Gene Ontology annotation, biological process: proteoglycan biosynthetic process; carbohydrate metabolic process. The coding region runs from base 1 to 954 and encodes 317 amino acids.
AUGUAUCGGAUACUGAGGAAACCAGCCCUGUGUAUCAGACAGAGCAAUAGGACAGGACUUUUACUUGGGAGAUGGCCUAGGAAAUGGAGCAUUAUCAACCUGUUCCUGACCUGCAUCCUGCUUGGAUUUCUAUCUACGCUUUGGUUGGAAAGCAGCUAUACAGGGGACGCCAGGAACCAGGAUGAUCUAUUGCCCAAUCUGCUGUCCUCCACAAGGACUAUGAAUGAGAAUACCUCAGGGUCUCCUCACCGUCUGGCUGUGCUGGUCCCUUUUAGGGAACGAUUUGAGGAACUCCUGAGCUUUGUCCCCCACAUGCACCAGUACCUGAAUGAGAAGAAAAUCCAGCACCAGAUAUUUGUCAUAAAUCAGGUGGAUCAUUUCAGGUUUAACAGGGCCUCUCUGAUAAAUGUUGGCUACUUGGAGAGCGGCAGCGACACAGACUAUAUUGCUAUGCAUGAUGUUGACCUGCUCCCUCUUAAUCCGGAUCUAGACUAUGGCUACCCAGAGAAUGGCCCUUUCCAUGUGUCUUCCCCAGAACUGCACCCCUUGUAUCAUUACAAGACCUACGUUGGGGGAAUCCUACUGCUCACCAAACAGCACUACAACUUGUGCAAUGGGAUGUCAAAUCGGUUUUGGGGAUGGGGCCGUGAGGAUGAUGAGUUUUACCGUAGGAUCAAAGGAGCCGGUUUGCAGCUUUUACGGCCAACUGGAAUCACCACAGGAUACCAAACCUUUCGCCAUAUUCAUGACCCAGCAUGGAGGAAGCGCGACCAGAAGAGGAUAGCCACUCAGAAGCAGGAGCAGUUCAAGGUGGACCACGAGGGUGGGCUGCACAGUGUCCAGUAUCAUGUGGAGUCACGCACUGAAGUGACCAUUGGCGGAGCCCCAUGUACUGUGCUGAAUGUUCUGUUGGAGUGUGACCUGAGUAAGACUCCAUGGUGUGUAUUGAACUGAACUCACAA